Molecule: messenger RNA, 810 nt
Organism: Rotaria sp. Silwood2
Lineage: Eukaryota; Metazoa; Rotifera; Eurotatoria; Philodinida; Philodinidae
Source: the annotation of a GenBank genome assembly
AUGUCACAACCACGAGAAUUAAUGUGUUCAAUCUGUGAAAAAACUUCAAGAGUACGACGCAAUAAAUUCAAGUUUAUUACAACAGCAGCAGUUGAACAUAAAAUGUUAUCUGCUUAUCGAUCUGUACAUGGUCAUGAUCCACCUGUUCCAUUGAUUGGUACUUCUGUUCAUAAAAAAUGUUAUCACAAUUUAUACGAACGAUAUCAUUAUAAGAAAAGCAAGAAGUCAAUAAUUACUUCCAAUGAACCAUCAUCAAUGCAACUACCUGAUAAUUCACAAUAUCUUCUUCAUUCAAACAACGUGCCAAUGUUCAUUUCAACUUCUCUCUCUACUGAUAAUAAUGAUUCAUUGAUUAAAGCAAAUAAGAACAAAUUAUCUUUAUCUUUAAAUGAUAAAAAUUUGAAAUUAAAAAAAGAACUUAUUAUACCUCUUGAAAAAAUUAACCUUCAAACUUUGACUAAUGUUAAUACCGAUCAGGUUCAAUCAAUUCAGUUUAAUGCAGCUACAACUUGUUCCUUGCCCAUGUUGCAACGUGAACGAAACAUAUUAAGUUCCAUCAUAAACACGAAUGUUGAUAUGGUAUCUCAUUUUCAAAUGCUGAACCAAGAUUCUAUGGAUGAACGUACUCAAUUCAACUCAACAUUCACAUCGUCCAAACGAAACACAUGUCCAAGUGAAAUUAUAUAUAAUGAAAAUAAUUGUAAUGAACUAAUAUUAACAUCUUCUCCGAUUACACCGCUACCAACUACAAAUUUACCUCAUAAUUUGAACAUGAUUAGAACAAUAAAUGGUAAUUCUCAGCUUAGAUAA